AUGUUGCAAAGUCGUCGUAAAAAGAGCAGUGAGUCUUUCAAAGAGUAUUUGUAUACUCUUAUGGAAAUAGCAAAGCCAAUAAAAUUAGAUGAAGUUAGUUUAAUUGGGUAUUUUGUGGAGGGCAUUCCCGAUUCAAGAGCGAAUAAAAUUAUACUGUAUCAGUCACAAACUAUUAAAGAUUUAAAAGAAAAUCUGAAGGUCUACGAAAGGGUUCAUGAUUCACGACUGUCAUCAAACAGAUCGCACUAUGGUCAAAAUACACCUAAGGCAUCAACCUCACAAAGUAGUAUAGAAGGGCCGAAAAAAUGUUACAAGUGCUCAUCUACCUCGCAUCUGGCAAAAGAUUGUAGCAACGCGAGUAAACAGUAUAAAUGUUUCAAGUGCGGUCAAGUAGGACACCGCAGUUUUGAGUGUAAGGGAGGUUCAGGAAAACAAAUAAAAACAGAAAAGGGUACAGUUAACACCAUGCUCAAUUCACCUAGGAAUCACGCCAGUGGUUUAAUCUUUAAGUGGAUACAAAUGGAGAAUGUUGUUGUCGAUGCUAUGGUUGAUACGGGCUCCGUUUUGGGUUUAAUUAACUAUAACACUUUUCGAAAGUUGAACUAUCCGGAAUUGAGUAGCGAGAAACGACGAUUAGUAGGUAUAAAAGAAAGUGAAUUGAACACAAUAGGUAGUAUAACAAGGGAAAUUAACGUAGACAGUGUUACAGUAGAAGUUACUUUUCAUGUUACUAAAUCUAAUGACUUGCGCUAUGAAGCUGUGCUUGGAAACGAUAUCCUGAAAAAGGUAGAUAUCUCGUUUUCGGAAGGCACUGCUGAAUUUAAACAAAAACCACAAAUAGUCGCCGGUAAUAAAACCGAUGAAACCCAUAAUUUACUGUUAAGAGAUUUUACAGCACUUUGUUUAGAAAAUGAAUUGGUUAGUAUUAAUGGCGAUCCGCCAUUGAAAUUAUCGCAUUUGCCCUCAGAUAAACGCGACAUAGUAACUGCCAUGGUAGAGAAAUACACGCCGGUACCGAACUCUAAAUCCCCAGUUGAAAUGCAAAUUAUCGUAUCUGAUGAUAUGCCCAUCUAUUAA
Messenger RNA from Rhagoletis pomonella (apple maggot), 1077 nucleotides. RefSeq lists its product as uncharacterized. The coding region runs from base 1 to 1077 and encodes 358 amino acids. Gene Ontology annotation, molecular function: nucleic acid binding; zinc ion binding. The record is from RefSeq and is a predicted model, not a curated record. The transcript has a single exon. NCBI's taxonomy places the organism in Eukaryota, Metazoa, Arthropoda, Insecta, Diptera, Tephritidae.